Gongylonema pulchrum is the source of this 543-nucleotide messenger RNA. NCBI's taxonomy places the organism in Eukaryota, Metazoa, Nematoda, Chromadorea, Rhabditida, Gongylonematidae. The record is from the annotation of a GenBank genome assembly.
AUGUUGGAUGUUUUGUCGUUCUUGUGCAGGUCAUUAUCACGUGAUGGUUGUCGUGCUGCUGAUGCCGGUGAUGAUGCAGCGACUGAUAUGUACACUUAUAAUGCUGUCCUGGAAACACCCAGUAAAGCAGUAAAAAGCGAAAUGGACAUGGAAGACGAUAAGUAUGGCUUCGAAUUGCUGUGUGAAACAAAUCCCAUUUUCGCAGAUAUCUGUCCGCGAAGCACUCCCUUCUGUUCAUCGGUCUUUGACGUCCCCGAACAAGCCAAUGGACCAUUAGAAAGCAGUUUGUGCGAACCAGCGAGUUUUUUGGAACAGCAUAUGGCGACUGCUCCGGCUAGUAGGACGGGUAAUGAGUUGAUCGUUUUACCGUCAAGAAGGACUGUGCCAUCUGCAAACGAAACUCGCUUGUUGUCACAGAGUGUGGGUGCUGUUUCAAAAUCGACUUCUUCUGUCGCAGAUUCGUCCUCACAACUUGCAGAAGAAACGGUGGAAGUGGUAAGUCGUUAUUAUUCUUGCUCUUUGCUAAUCUGUUUUUCAAAUUAA